AGUUUCAACGAUGUCAACUUUAGUGUCAUGUACCUUUUGAUCAACUUGGUAUUUUAAUUAGUACUAUAUAUAUAUUUAUAUAAACAUGAGAGGCCCUUGAGUUAAAGCUUUAGAAAAUCCAAAACAACACAUAAUUUGGAUUUUGAUUCCAAAAUGGGAAGGGCUCCAUGCUGUGAGAAAAUGGGUUUGAAGAGAGGACCAUGGACUCCAGAAGAAGAUAAAAUCCUCAUCGACCACAUAAACACUUAUGGCCAUUCCAAUUGGCGUGCUCUGCCUAAACAAGCUGGGUUGUUAAGAUGUGGAAAGAGUUGUAGAUUGCGGUGGAUAAACUAUCUAAGGCCAGAUAUCAAACGAGGUAAUUUCACCAAAGAAGAAGAGGAUGAAAUAAUCAAUUUGCAUCAAAUGUUGGGAAACAGAUGGUCAGCUAUUGCAGCAAGAUUACCAGGCCGCACAGACAACGAGAUAAAAAACAUUUGGCACACCCACUUGAAGAAAAGGCUGCCACAAGCCCAUAACAACAUCCCAAAGAAAAACAAAAAACAAACCAAGUUGGACUUUGAUUUGGACGCCUCCAAAUCAGACCAAGACACCAAACAAGAACAAAAUAAUCACGAUGACGAUUAUAGGCCACAAUGUUCUAGUGACAUGUCCUCCCAUAAUAAUAAUAGUAGCAUUGCUACUAAUAAUAAUCAUGACGUGUUCAUAAAUAAUAACGAUGGUGUUGAUUCGGCACAAAAUAAUCUUGCAUUGGAUGAAGAUUUUUGGUCGGAAGUGUUGUCAUCUGAUAAUUCUAAUACUGAGACAAGUGGUCUUUUGGAUAACAUAAUUGGUGCUGAAGAUUCAUUCUCUUCCAUAGGGACUGAAGAAGGAGUCUUUAAUUUUAGUAAUUCAUUGAAUAUAUGUGAAGAAGACAUGGACUUUUGGCACGAUGUUUAUGCGAGAGCUGAGGAAAUAACGCUAGAAUUAUAAUCAACUUAACUAUCAUUGUUAUUCUUAAAUAGUAUUGUAACUUAUGUGUUCAUCCAAUGGAACACAAAUCAUGUUUUUGUUUCAUUGUUAAGAGUUACAUCAAUUUUAUUGAUUCAACUCUAUUGAGGAGGGGUUUGUAUUUCCUGAGAUAUGUUUGAGAGGUCGAUUUUGGAGGA
This is a messenger RNA of Cicer arietinum (chickpea), 1145 nucleotides long. Its product is annotated as transcription factor MYB14. NCBI's taxonomy places the organism in Eukaryota, Viridiplantae, Streptophyta, Magnoliopsida, Fabales, Fabaceae. The record is from RefSeq and is a predicted model, not a curated record.